CAUUCCCUUCAAUCUUUUCCGGUCCGUAACUAUAAGAGUACAAUGAGUUUACCUUUCUCUCAAGGCAUCGAACACGCCGUUCACCUCUCUCUCACAAAGAAACGAGGGAUAGGGAGCCAGAUAUGGCAGGAGGAGGAGGUGAGUCAGAGCUAAGCCUGGAGUUCACUCCAACAUGGAUCGUCGCCAUCGUCUGCUCCGUCAUCGUCUUCAUCUCUCUCUUCUUCGAGCGAAUCCUCCAUUUCCUUGGCAAGCUUCUCAAGCGGAAGAAGCAGAAGCCUCUGUUUGAAGCUCUUCAGAAAGUGAAGGAAGAGCUGAUGCUGCUGGGGUUCAUUUCGCUGCUGCUGACGGUGUUUCAGGGGGCGAUUCAGAGGACAUGCAUCAGGGAGAGCCUCACCCACCAUAUGCUCCCCUGCAAGAGAAAGGAGGCUGCGACGACUGCGCACUACGCUGUCAGAUUCUUCUCCGGAGUUCUCGGCAGCGGGCGUCGCCUGCUGGCUGGGGGCGGAGAAGACUCGACUCACUGUCAGAAGGAGGGAAAAGUUCCAUUACUUUCACUGGAAGCAAUCCAUCAACUGCAUAUCUUUAUCUUUGUUUUAGCAGUCACACAUGUGGUACUUAGUCUCAUCACUGUACUUUUAGGAACUGCUAAGAUUCGUAUAUGGAGACAUUGGGAGGAUUCAAUCCAGAAGGAGGAUGGAAAUGUUCCUAAAGGAAUCACCCAUGUACAUCAAUUUGAAUUUAUCAGGAAUCGUUUCAAGGGAUUUGACAAAGAUUCUUCAGUACUAAGUUGGUUGCAUUCUUUUGUUAAGCAGUUCUUUGGAUCUGUUACCAAAUCAGACUACACUACAAUGAGACUUGGUUUCAUCAUGACUCACUGCAGGGGUAACCCAAAAUUUAAUUUUUACAGUUAUAUGAUACGAGCCCUUGAAGCUGAUUUCAAGAGAGUUGUUGGUAUAAGUUGGUACCUUUGGAUUUUUGUGAUGGUUUUCUUGUUGCUGGAUGUUAAUGGGUGGCAUGCAUAUUUUUGGAUAUCAUUCAUUCCUUUAAUUCUUCUCCUUGCUCUUGGCACUAAAUUGGAGCAUAUCAUCACUCAGUUGGCUCACGAGGUUGCUGAAAAGCAUUCUGCCAUUGAAGGUGAUCUGGUAGUUACUCCUUCAGAUGAUCUCUUCUGGUUCCACCGGCCUAAAAUUGUCCUGUUUUUGAUUCACUUCAUCCUUUUCCAAAAUGCCUUUGAGAUUGCUUUUUUCUUCUGGGUACUGACCACGUAUAACUUUGAUUCCUGCAUCAUGGGACAAGCAGGCUUCAUAAUCCCCAGACUUGUAAUCAGUGUCCUUAUCCAGAUUCUCUGCAGCUACAGCACCCUGCCACUCUAUGCCAUUGUGACACAGAUGGGCAGUUCAUUUAAGAAGGCCAUAUUUGAUGAAAAUGUGCAAGAAGGCCUUGUGGGAUGGGCUCAACAGGUAAAGAAGCGGAAGGGAAUGAGAGUGAUGAAUAGAGAGAGCGGAUCAACAAGCACGCUGCAAUCAGGUAAUGGAACCUCAGUGGGGAUUCCAUUGCAGAACCUGGUCAUCCCGAAAGAUCACUUGAUGGAAGAAGGAAAAGCUGAGAUUGUUGAAGAGAAGACCUUCUUGAAGGACCCAGCUUAGAUACUCAAUGACAUUGUCGAAGCCCAGGCCUUGACAUCAACUGCUCCAUGAGCCUGGUGCUUGAGAGCAGCCAUGGCUAAUAUAUUGAUGGUCAACUCUGUAAAUUUCUGUGCUUGGUCUUUCAUUUGUUGGGAGAGAUCUUUUUUUUUUUUAACUUUUUGUUCCAUUUUCCUCUUCAGUUUGUAUUAUCAUGAGUUGGUAUCAUUUAGUUGCUAAAAAAGUUCUCAAAUACUAACGGAUCAUACUACUAUCUACAUGGUCGCAGACCCAUAUAGAUGAGAUAAAGAAUACAAGUUACCAUUCAAUGUUAAUAACACGCAUAUUGGUGCAA
This is a messenger RNA of Phoenix dactylifera (date palm), 1977 nucleotides long. RefSeq names its product MLO-like protein 1. Gene Ontology annotation, biological process: defense response. The record is from RefSeq and is a predicted model, not a curated record. NCBI's taxonomy places the organism in Eukaryota, Viridiplantae, Streptophyta, Magnoliopsida, Arecales, Arecaceae. Gene Ontology annotation, cellular component: membrane.